AUGCCCAUGGCACCACUUCUUGCGUCGCACGCCCUCGAGCUGGCGCUGUUCAUCCUCAGAAUCGUAUCUCCUUCACUUGUCUUCAUAGCGACACUUUCGUUGGUCACGACUCGUCCCCAGCCGUCCGAACCGUCCGAACCGUCGCCCAUAACUCCGGUCGUCGUCGCUAAACGUGUUCCCCGUCGAGCAUUGAUCCUUUCCUUCCUUUCCUUGUCUGCUCUUUCUUUCCUUGUCGAUGGUUUGACUUUCGUUGUGUAUGCUGUAUUUUACAAAACGUGGCCCUCCAACACCGGAAUCGAGUUCAACGCCGUCAUUGGUCUCGCGUCUUUCGCUGGAUUGGCGGCGCUGGGGGCUUGGAAGGACGUGUCUGGCGUUGAAGUCUGGUCGUUCAAGCGGGUGAGGACUGCAAUCAUUCUGUCGCUUGGACUUGACCUCGCGACUGUGGUGGCCUUCGGCCUCUCCCUCCGUUCUCUGCAACGCCAUCCUCCUCCUCACAUUCCAGAAAAGGAUUUCCACCUCCCCCUGGAUGCACUGCUUCAUUUCGCUUUCCCAGCCUUCCGUGUUCUUCUAUUGGUUCCAUUAUCUUUUGCUCUAUUUACGCCCCGCGUCGUGUACACAUAUACGCACGCCGAUGAAGAGGUUGAAGAUGUCCCUACAGCAUCGUCCUUCCUUUUGCCCCCGGAGUCUGGCGCGCGUCCGUCAAAUGGCCUAUCAUAUGGAAGCGAUCUGUCGGGCGACGCCAGUAAGUACGGCACCUUCCGCGCUUCUCGCACCACCACGACUCUGCAUCGAUCUACGCCAACAACCCGUGCCACCACCCCAGUUCCUCGCGAAGCCAAGCCGGAGGCGAAGUCAGACAUCGUUUUGGACCCAUCUUGGUCCGAGAUUUGGCGUCGCAUUCGCCGCCUUUCCCCUUAUCUGUGGCCCUCCAAGAGCCGUCCGCUACAGGGACUCGCGUUCAUCUGUAUCAUUAUACUGCUUAUUGGGCGAGUUAUAACUUUUCUCGUGCCUUACACACUAGGUGCCCUAGUCGAUACAUUCGAAGAUCCUGCGAGAGGCCGCUCGCCAUGGCCAUACCUGUUUGCCUAUGUCGGCCUGCGCUUCCUCCAAGGCAGCGGUGGUCUAUCCGCUCUCCGUGAUGCCAUCUGGGCUCCUGUUAUGCAAUACUCUGAUCGAGAGAUGUCGCAACUUUCAUUUGAUCAUUUACUGAAUCUCUCAUAUUCAUUCCACACCCGACGAAAGACUGGAGAGAUUCUGCGCAUCCUCGAUCGUGGUGCAGCAAUCAACCAUACGCUCGAGCUCAUCCUUUUCAACAUCAUCCCCAUCUUCAUUGAUAUAUUCGUGGCUAUCAUCGUAUUCUGUGUGCAGUUUGACUGGACCCUUGGUCUCGUCAUCUUCCUCGUUAUAGCCGCCUACAUCACUGCUAGCAUAGGUUUGACAAGUUGGCGCACGAAGUUGAGACGGGAGAUGAAUGAACGUGAUGUGGUUACGCGCGGUAUUCAUACCGAUUGCCUCCUUAAUUACGAAACCGUCAAAUACUUCAAUGGUGAAGAACACGAGGGUGCUAGAUAUCGUGACGCCCUCCGAGAGUACCAAGGAUUGGAGCUCAAGGUCAUUGUUGCACUAAAUCUCUUGAAUUUGGUACAAAACUUCAUCAUUACCCUCGGUCUUUUGAUUGGCUCUAUGAUCGUCGCCUCUCGAGUGACCCACGGCCUGGCUCGUCCAAGUGAAUUCGUUAUGUUCAUUACCUACUUGGCUCAGCUCUAUACACCGCUGAACCAACUUGGCUACACCUACCGUUCCAUGAAUCAAUCCCUCGUCGAUACAGAGAGACUGUUGAAACUGCUGAACGAACCCACAGAGGUCAAUGAUCGGGAAAAUGCGCCCGAUCUCAUCGUUGAAAACGGUGAAAUCGAGUUCGACAACGUCAACUUCUCGUAUGACGAUCACACCACUGCCCUCCGCGGUGUUUCUUUCAAGGUGCCGAAGGGGUCCUCGGUGGCACUUGUUGGUGAAUCUGGCGCAGGAAAAUCAACGAUUCUGCGACUCCUUUACCGAUUCUACGAUCUCCAGGAAGGUCAAGGACGGAUUCUCAUUGAUGGCCAAGACAUCCGAGACGUGACGCAGUCUAGCUUGCGAAAGGCUAUUGGCGUCGUUCCACAGGACCCAGUGCUCUUCAAUGCCAGCAUCGCAUAUAACAUUGGAUACGGUAAACUUGGAUCAACACCAGAAGAGAUCGAGGCCGCUGCCAAAUCCGCACAAAUGCACGAUCGUAUACUGUCGUUCCAUGAAGGUUACGACACCAAGGUUGGCGAACGUGGAAUCAGGCUAAGCGGAGGAGAGAAACAGCGUGUUGCAAUUGCGAGGACAUUGCUCAAGGAUCCGCCAAUAUUGCUCCUCGACGAAGCCACCAGUGCUUUGGACACUUCGACUGAGAAAGACAUUCAGAACGCACUCCAAAACUUGGUGAAGGGCCGCUCAUCGCUGUCAAUAGCGCAUCGAUUAUCUACCAUCGCUUCAGCUGAUUUGAUUCUUGUCCUCAAGGACGGUCAGGUCGUCGAACAAGGCACCCACAAAGAACUAGUCGCCAUGGAUGGCAUCUUCGCCUCCAUGUGGGCUGAUCAGGUCUCCACGACCGACGAACAUCAUCCAUACGCCGAGAGCCGCAGCUCGAAAAAGGACCAGUCGGCGUUGUCAUUGCAUCCCGAAGGCUCAGUUAUUGCCCAUGAUGCCGCCCCCUCUGAGGCUCUUUCGCCAUUCGCAGACGCAGAACCCAACGUCCCAUCUUCAUCAAGCCACGUAGAAGCUCCAGAGGUACCGCCUAAAGAGGAGGCUCCCUCUGCCGCUCCUAUUGCCUUCCCUACCUCAGAUGAGCCUGCCGAUGCGCCAAUCAGUUUCCCGACCACAGAUACACCAGACAACGUCUCACUGGCCGCAGCCCCCGCUCCCUCUGAGGCCGUUCCCAUUGCCUUCCCUACUUCUACUUCGGACGAUACAGCUUCUCAACGUGAAAUCAUCUCGCCAUCCCAGACACCGGGUGUGACCUUCGAAUCGAGCGUUAAUACACCGCCGCGUACGGGUACCCCAGACGUAGAAGGCGAACCUAAGCGCAAGUUGAACGCCGCACAGAACUUCCAACGCCUAGCACGAAGAAUAUCGCUAACGACGAGGCGACAAGGUUCUUCCUCUUCUAUUUCCAUGAUCCCAGGUCUUCGACGCGGUGAAUCGACUAAGGAGCCGACAGACGCUAGCGGACGGAGUUCCAACGAUAGUCCCGCAGAGAGCGUCGCCAGCGACGAUAAGACCAAGAAGAAGAAGGACAAGAAGGAUAAGAGGCGGAAGAGUGUGUUGUGA
Molecule: messenger RNA, 3354 nt
Organism: Pleurotus ostreatus (oyster mushroom)
Lineage: Eukaryota; Fungi; Basidiomycota; Agaricomycetes; Agaricales; Pleurotaceae
Exons: 16
Coding region: 1-3354 (1117 amino acids)
Biological process (GO): transmembrane transport
Cellular component (GO): membrane
Molecular function (GO): ATP hydrolysis activity; ABC-type transporter activity; ATP binding
Source: RefSeq, a predicted model, not a curated record